CUCCUGGCCUUAAGUGAUCCUCUGAUCCUCCUGCCUUGGCCUCCAAAGUGCUGGGAUUACAGGCAUGAGCCACCGGCCACUCUUCUGAUCAUGACCCAAACCUCACCUCCUCAGGGAGGGCUUCCUACCUUUAAUCAACCCCCAACCUGAUGUUUCAGAUCCUCUUCCCUUUAUCACCAUCUACAUAUUAUCUGUAUUAUUAUUGAGUUUAUCAUCUUUCUCCUCAGUAAGAAUGUCAGCUCCAUGAGGGCAGGCAGAGAUGUCAUCAUUUUGGGGGGGAACUGUGUCCCCAGUGCCCAGGACGUUGCUGGGCACAUAGCAGGUGCUCAGGAAUGAAUGAAUGAGCAAAUGAACACAUGAACUCACUGGCCUGUUGGGGGCGCUGUGACCUGCCUACCUACAAACCAGCCCUUCUCCUCCUGCCCUUCGCAGCCUUCCCUCCUGCAGAGCGAGGAGCCAGGCCCCGGGGGGACCAUGCAGAAGGCCGGGGCACGGGGCCGCAGGGCCUCUGACUGCGGGCCGGCCCCUCUCCAGCCCAGGAGCAUCACCAAGUUCGCCCAGUACGUGGGCUCCUUCCCCGUGGACGACCUGGACACACAGGACAGCGUGUGGCUGGUGCAGCAACAGCUGUGGGCACUGAAGGACUGUCCCCGACGCCGGGCUGUCAUCCUGAAGUUCAGCCUUCAGGGACUCAAGAUCUACAGUGGGGAGGGUGAGGUGCUCCUGAUGGCGCACGCCCUGAGGCGCGUGCUCUACUCCACCUGGUGCCCCGCCGACUGCCAGUUUGCCUUCAUCGCCCGCAACCCACGGAGCCCGGCCAGCAAGCUCUUCUGCCACCUGUUUGUGGGCAGCCAGCCUGGAGAGGUGUCUGGGGCCCGCGGGGGCCACAACUGAGGCUGGGUAGGGGUGUGCUGGGCAUCAGGACAGGUUCCAGGGACAGAGGCCUUUGAGGUCUAAGCCAGGGUGGCCUGAGCCCCCUCCAUGUAUGUGCCCUUGGCCACCCUGGCUCCUUCUGCUGCUCUGCCCGCUGAGGACACUACAAAGCAAGUCCGUGGCCUCAGCGUUCCCUGGUCCCGGCGGGAACCUGGCCGUGCUCUUAGGGAUCGCAGGGUCUCGCUGCCAGGCCUCUGCUCAUGCUGUUCCCUCUGUCUGCAGUGCCCCUCCCCCUGUCUCGGCUGAUUCUGACUUGCCCUUCAAGGCUCAGCCCAAGUGUGUGUGAACCCCACCUUGACUCCUGGACUGCCCCUCUCUCUGGGGUCCUGUGACACGACAGCACCGUACCACCAGUCUGUCCCUAAUUGCAGGCACUUGGGCUCUGUGAGAGCAGCGCCUGGGGCCGGGUCCUGAGAUGCACCAGUGCUUGGCCCUGUGUGGUCGGGUGGUCGCCAGGGGCAGGCAGGUAGAUCGGGGAGUCCAAACCAGCUUGACCGUCAUGAACGACAGGGCUGUGGCAGCCAGUCGUCUGGCAAGCAGAGGCAGGGUUUGGUUUCACCCAGUAAGCAUUUGCUGUCAUCCUGUAUGUUGAGCCCUGUGCUGGACACUGGGGUGACAGGUGGCUGAGACAUGGCCACCUUGAUCUUCUGAAACUCAAGGUUCUAACAUGUUGGAUCUGGAUGGUGUGUGUGGCAGGCAGAACGUGCUGGCCCCAGAGAAGGACCGGGCCCACGCUGGGAGUUCUCUGUGCUCCGCUUCCUUAACUCCUCAAAGGAGCACAGGGGAUAAGGAGAACGAGGCUCAGACAGUGCCAUGUGCUCUGCCCAGGGUCACACAGCAGCUGCUGAGUGACAGAGCCAGGAUUGGAGCCCCGGUUCCGACUCCAGGGCCUGUGCUCGCAGCCAUUCCUCCAAGAGGCGCUGACUGACUGCGCAGGGCGGGAGUGGGAAGCCCAGGGCUAGGGGUGCAUUUUCGCGGUUAGAUUCUCUGCUGCAAUCAGGAUGCCUGGCACAAAGUAGGUGCUCAGUAUUUGUUAAGUAAAUUAAGGAAGCUGGUAGGGGAGCCUGCAUGGUGAGCUUUUAAGGGAUAAGUAGUUUGUCCAGGAAGAGUGAGGAAGAGCACUCGGA
Molecule: messenger RNA, 2060 nt
Organism: Microcebus murinus (gray mouse lemur)
Lineage: Eukaryota; Metazoa; Chordata; Mammalia; Primates; Cheirogaleidae
Source: RefSeq, a predicted model, not a curated record